AUGUGCGUCACUGACGCAGAAUUACGACGGAAAGUUAAUCGGGUACAGCGGUAACUUCGUCCGCUCGAGAUGUUUAUUUCUUUAUUUUUUUUUAAAUAAAGUAGUUUAGUUUUCUCAGUGACGUCUCAACGGCAAGGCCUUACAGCUGCUGGAAUGAAGAAGUGACCCUUGCUGUGAUGCCUCCAGCCAUGUCUCAGAUUAAUGAUCCAAAGAUUGCCUUCGCUUAUCUGCGCCCAGCCUGCGUCCUGCUCACCAAAGAGCCCACUGUGACCAACGUGGAGUCACUGAGCGAGAAGUUGAAAGACAUCCACGAUGCCUCGCUGCAGCAGCUCCAAGAGUAUGUCCUCUUCCCCUUGCGCUUUGUCCUCAGAAUCCCGGGGCAGAAGAAGGAAAAGCUGGUGCAGAUUGUGGCCGAGGCAGUGACCUACGUUCUGGAGAGGACUUGUGUCCGGAGCUGGGACACGCUGCGUGACGUCUUCUCUGAGCUCUGCGUCUGCCUCUGCUCCCCCAUGAACCCAGGCCAACCCGCAGGUACAUCAGAGGAGCUGAAAUCUGCCGUGCUGCGGUGUCUGGAUGCUCUGCUCCAUGCCGCUUAUGGCGACAUAGUGUUCAGACUGUACGAACCCUCGAUGCUGCCCGGACUGGGUGCUGCUGUGUCGCUGCUGUUGGCUUUAGGAGAAAAGGACAAAUCCAGAGAUAUUCAGACGGCGGCCUUGAAGUGCCUCCAGUCUUUGAUUCUGCAUUGCGACUGCAACCAGGAGCAUGUUGCUCCAGCGUGGGAUGAGCGAUGUUCUGUAGGCAGCACCAUGGCUUCCUUCUUACCUGGGAUCACUUCGGCUGCAGCGAGGAUCAUCACUGGAGAUCUGAGGCAAGGCCAUGCGGUUACUGUCAGGGCCAUCAAGGUGUGGUCCGGUUGUGUGGUUCUGGUCAUGGAGGAUGCCCAGCUGCAGCGCAGUGAGUCCUGCAGCACCAUGUCCUCGGAGCUGGGGGGGAUCGGCCAGCUGGUGGUACAGCGGACGGCGGACUGGGUGAAGGCGACGGCGGGGAAGCUGUAUGUGCUGCUGAGAAGRAUCAUCUCCUGCUGCUCCACCCACCAGCACUGGAGGGUGAGGCUGGAGACGGUGGAGCUGGCCGACCGUCUGCUGGCAGCGUGCGGUCAGUCGCUGAAAGAGUGCCUGGGUCCACUGCUGGAAGCUCUGGUGGGAGUGAUCAAUGACAAAGACCCCAGAGUCAGACAGAGGUGCGAGGUUGCUCUGAGAGACGUAUCCCAGAGGAGUCAAAGCGCCACUAGCAGUAAGAACCUGACUGACGUCCUGUCUGAGAACCUCCACUCGUUAGCCACCUCCCUCCCCCGGCUGAUGAGGACUGGCGACGACCAGAAGAAGCUGUUUGUCCUCAACGUGUUCCUUGGUUACCUGAAAGUCCUGGGACCACUUCUCUCUGUGGUGCUAAACUCUGCUGCACAUCUGGACAGGAUCUCUAAAGCGUUAAUGCAGAUACUGGAGCUGGAUGUGAUGGAUGUUCGUAUUGUGGAGGAGCGGAGCUCCACUGAUCCCUUAGAGAGCAGCUCCAGCUCACACCACUCCUGCAGCGCUCACACUCAGAGGAAGCACUUCCUGUUCUUCACCGACGACAAGAUCUACUGUGUGCUCAUGGAAAUCUGCCGAACAUUAGGUUACUACGGCAACAUCUACCUUCUCACCGACCACCUAUUGGAUUUGUAUCGUCAAUCCUGUGCGUACAGGAAGCAGGCUGCAAUGGUCCUAAACGAGCUGGUGGGCGGUGCCGCCGGCGUCUCGGUGGCAGCGCCAGCCAGCUGUUUGGACAGUGGGGACUGCCCGGCUCCCUCUGCCUCCAAGGAAGACCUGAAAGCAGCGGUGGUGUCUAUCAUGGAGGAAUACAUCAGCCUGAGCAACUGGCAUCUGAAGACUGUGAGCGAGGAGUCGGACACAGACCGUCAGGACCAGCAGCUGCUGAGUCCUUUCAGUCUCCAGUCCAUCUCCUGCUGUGACAUCAUCAGGAACACUUCAAAUCCUCUUCAUCAAGCAGUUCCUUCUUCAUCCGCCUGCCCUUUGACCUCACCGCCUACAUCCACCAUCCACCAGCUGAAGGGCAACAUCUGGCAGCUGUGCGUCCAGCUGGAGGGCGUGGCCUGCUUCGCCCAGGCGCUGCAGCACGACUUCCGCCCGCUGCUGAUGACGGCGCUCUACCAGCUUCUGGAGAAGGCCAGCGAUGAGUCGCUGCUGGUUAGCCAGGUGGCGCUGGGUGCCAUGACAACAGUUUGCGCAGCCUGUGGUUACGCCUCCCUGAAUGAGAUGAUCAGAGACAACUCAGACUACCUGCUCAACGACGUCUCAGUGAACCUGCAGAGGCUUGGUCAACACCCACAGGCUCCGCGGGUAUUAACGGUGAUGCUGGCUCACUCUGACUGCAGCCUGUUGCCUCUGGUCAGUGACAUCAUACAGGAUGUGCUGAUGGCUCUGGAUCUCAGCUAUGACCAGUCAGCUACUCUGUUUGGCUCUGUGCUGCACGCGCUCAUGAAGGCACUGGCCAGCUGGUUCCCUCCGUCAUGCUGUAGGACCAGUAAGCCUCCCAGUUCUAGGAUUUCUGCUGAACUGGAAGAUUUUGACAUCUGCCAGUUCCUGCUGGAUUACCAAAAGCAGAAGGAGUUGGCAGAGGGCAUUGGGAUUGAAGCGGAUGAGAUGGAGGAUCUUGAGGUGCCGCCUCCUGCAGAGUGUGAGGAAGCUUAUGAUGGACCCGAUGUGAAGGCACAACUCCCACCACACCUCAGUAUCGCUAAAGAUGUCAUGGAGCGCUGCAUCCACCUGCUGUCUGACCCCAGCCUCAGACUCCGGCUCAAGUUAUGAGGCUGAGUGGCGAAACAUGAAACUACUCAGCAGGAUGUUGCUAGGCAACCAAAGUACAAGUGAGUUAGCUGAUGCUACCAACCUAGCGUAUCUAGCUGUGAGAGGCCUUUGCUCUGCCUACAUCCCCCAGAAUGCCAUGUGGUUCUGGAUCUGAGGUCAGUGAAAUUAUUGAACAUUCCUCAUUUUGAAAAUGUUUUUUAAAAGUUCUAAAUUCAUGUAUCUAUAAUUUUGAACUUAACACCCUCACAAAACUUUUGAACUUAACACCCUCACAAAAACAUAAGUUGGCCUUAAAUACGUUAAUUUUGUCACUAGCAGCCUAGGUGAAUUCUUCUACAAAAGCAAUGUUUGGUACUAAGCAGGUGAGGCAGAAGAGAGCCACAUGCAGGAUGAGAAGCACAAAAGCUGCUCCCAAGAGCCACCAACAUACCCCAAACAUUUCACAGUUUUUCCAAUGCUUGAUUGUAAUAUAGCAGAAUCCUUCCUUUAUAUUUUCUUUAUAUUUGUAGUUUUGCAAUCUUAAAUUUUAUUACAUUUAUUUUAUUAAAGUUUAAAAAAGGUCUUAGUCUUAAAUUCGACUUCCUGAAAUCUGCAGAUACGUGUUUAUUGCCCAACUCUAGCUGAAACUCGGCAGACUUUGAUGAACACUCUUAUAGGACGAAAUCAAAAUAAGAUGUCAGAUUUGAGUUUAAUUAUUGCUCUGAAAAUACCACUUCUUGGUCUCUUAAAGCUCGUAUUCAGGGAUAAACCAUACCUAUGCAUGGUCAUAAUAUUUCUGACUGUUGUUUACUGUCCUCCUUCAAAAGGUUCUGGAUGUGCUGGAGCUGUGUGUGCACGUGCUGAGUGAGAGGGAAGACGAGUUGCUGCCCA
Molecule: messenger RNA, 3737 nt
Organism: Poecilia reticulata (guppy)
Lineage: Eukaryota; Metazoa; Chordata; Actinopteri; Cyprinodontiformes; Poeciliidae
Gene: tti1
Product: TELO2 interacting protein 1
Cellular component (GO): cytoplasm
Source: RefSeq, a predicted model, not a curated record